This is a messenger RNA of Ciona intestinalis (vase tunicate), 2403 nucleotides long. Its product is annotated as cardiolipin synthase (CMP-forming). Gene Ontology annotation, biological process: cardiolipin biosynthetic process. The record is from RefSeq and is a predicted model, not a curated record. NCBI's taxonomy places the organism in Eukaryota, Metazoa, Chordata, Ascidiacea, Phlebobranchia, Cionidae. Gene Ontology annotation, molecular function: cardiolipin synthase (CMP-forming) activity. Gene Ontology annotation, cellular component: mitochondrion; membrane.
GUUGGUUUCCUUAAUCAUAACCAAAGACUUAAGAGUUCAUUUUCAUCAUUCAUGCUAAAGAGUUUAUAAAACAUCAUUUCUGUUUAAUGUAUAUACUAUAUAUCUAUGUUUAUGGAAAAAUACCGUACUGUAUUUAUAGCAUUAUGCUCUAAAAGAAUAUUUGUUUAGUUUAAAGUGGAUGGUAUUGCCUAAUUUGAACUAUAAAAUUUAGUUUCAUUGUCAACAUUUCAUUGCUAUAAUGUUGCAUGUCAGUUUAUAUAUUAUAUAGAGUCGUAGCAGCAAACAUAUUGCGCUGUACAUGGCUUGCCAAAUACUUCGGUAGCCUAUAUUAGGGUGUUACAAAACUAGGAAAAUUACAAGGUGCAAAAAUAUAGUUAAAGGACUAUAUAUGAGUAACCCUUAUUGUUUUGGCCAUAAAACCAUUUCACUACAUCUACUUAGUGAGUUUGUGUAAAGUUUGAAAUGCCAUGUUUGUUAUUAGUUUAGAAUUAAGAUUUUUAUUAUAUUUUAAUGUCGCAAAAUGAACUUUAUACUUAAUUUAAUUUAUAUACCGUUUGUGGUCUGUGUUUCUUGGCUGUUUGUUGUACAAAAUUAUUAACAAAAGUAAACAAUGCCAUUUAAACAAUUAUUGCCUAAAAGUUUAACUCUUAAAGGUGCAAUUUUUGUUUUUUAAGUUUAAAAUAAUAUUAAUUAACAGCUUCAAACGUUGCAUGUAAUUUAUUUAUUCACAGCGUGUUCAAUAAAUGCAGUUUUCGCUUAUCAUAUGCAGACUCUCAAAAAAAGCUAGAAAAUUUUAGAUGUGAAUUCUGAAAUCAUUAAUUUCCAAUGUUAUGAUCAAAUGCAGUUUGUCCAUUCCAAGAUUCCUGCAAUCUAAAACUUUGAACUCAAUCAAGACAUUGGAACGAUGCCAACAUGUAAAAAGUAAUUGGGUGAAACACAGUGUUGGAUGGUGCAACAAUGGACAUAUUAACAUAAAAACCUACAACACACUGGGACUUGGUCAUCCUACUCUAAACAAGUUUCAUCGUUGCCAUUUAAGUUGUAUAUCAUCUCAGCAAUGCAGAUCAUUCUCACUUAGUUGUAAGCUUCUAUCUUCAAAUGAAGAAUGGGAAAACCUGUUGGAAAAUAAAAGCAAAAAGGAAAAAAUUGAAAGUAUUCCAGUGAAGAAAGAAAACAUCUACACUGUCCCAAACCUACUUUCAUUUUGUAGAAUCGUGGUUUCCCCUUAUCUCAGUUACCUUGUGCUUACUGGUCAAUCCCAAACAGCUUUAGUGUUGUGUGUGAUUGCUGCCGUAACUGACAUGAUUGAUGGACAAAUAGCUCGUACUUGGCCGUCACAACAAACAGCAUUGGGUUCGGCACUUGAUCCACUUGCUGAUAAAGUUCUGGUUGCUUUUCUUUCCCUUUCUCUCACAUAUGUCAACAUUAUACCAUGGGCACUUACUGGUUUGUUCAUUGGUCGUGACGUCAUCCUUAUUCUCGCUGUGUUUUAUCUACGUUACAAGACAUGCCCACCCCCUGUAACUUGGGAAAGAUAUUUUGAUCCAAGUUUAGUUAAUGUUAAACUCUCCCCAACCAACCUUAGCAAGGCAAACACUGCGGCACAGUUGAUUCUGUUAUGGUGCUCUGUGGCUGCUCCUGUGUUUGGGUUUGUAGACCAUGCUGCACUUCGUUGUUUGUGGGCGUUCACUGCUUUUACUACAGUAGCUUCUGGUGUCAGUUAUAUCUUACAAAAAGACACAAUUCGAAUCAUGAAAGAAAGCCCAUGAUGUAUGGAUUGUAUUGCUCUACAUACUUGUUUGCAAUGGGAACUGCCAAGAGUUUCUAACCUAGUUGACUGGAAUAAGCAAAUGGAUGAACUAUUCUGUGCUCUACAUCGGCAAAUGGUUUAACCUUUUAGAAAGCGCUUCUAAAUAUCUAUGUUACUUUUUGAUGUUCGGAAUCUUAGGUUCUCACAUCGUGAGGCUUAAGUGUUGCGCAGAUUCCAGUCUAGUUUGUAAAGUUAGACAGCUAUGCACUUUAACAUAGGUCAGGUAGACUAUGUCUCCUAAUAGUAAGAGCUGGCAGUUUUGCAAAACAAGAGUGAAACACUGCAAAUUAUAAAGCAAAAUUAUGUGAACUUGACAUAAGAAUCUAUUGUCUUACAUUGCAUCUGUGCUUCCAAUAUGCCGUUAGAUUCUGUAGUUGAUUCAAUCAUAAUUUCAAAAGCAUCAUGCAUCAGGAUAUCCUGGUUUACUUUUUAUUUUGUGUCAUUAUUUCUACCAUUUAUUGUGUAUAAUUUUGCUUUUAUACAGAAAAAUAAUUCACUACAUAAUUUUUCAUGAAUAUUUUGUUCGGCUUACCUGUCCUUAAUAAACAGGCAGAAAAUGAAUCCGCUCAAUACACCAGUUUGUCCAUAAUGAA